AUGCUAGGUCCAUUAAGUCUACUAGAAUCUUUAGAAGAUUUUUAAAAUUGAAAAAAAUUUUUUUUGAAAGCUCACGCUCUUUAUUGAAUAUCCAACUUUUGGCAGUACAUUUUUUGCUGGUCUAUUCAUGAUUUUUGAGAUACUUUAUUGACUUUUGAAGUUCUCUAAAAAUCAUUUUACCAUACAGAAUCAGGAGUUUCGAAAAGUUGAAAACUUCUUAGAAAAAUCAGAAAAGUACGAAAAAAAUAAAAAAACAAUUUCAGCUUUUUCAAUUUUUUUGAAGACUUUCACAUAAUUUAACAAUACUGCCAAAGUCGGAAGUGCGGAAAACGGGUGCAAAAAGGCUGCUAAAAGGGUUCCGUUUUGCGGCCUAUAUUGAGCCUUUUUUCUUGGUGGACUGACAAAUGGCCCCUAAAAGGGCUCGGCCUUUAUUGAGCCUCUUUUUAUUGGUUGGCUAAAAAGCCUCAAAGAAAGGUGAAAAAAGAUUAGGGUGCAAAAAAGGGUGCUGAGAGGUUCGGCCAUUGAUGAAUUCCGAUUUUAUUACGGUAGCACGUUUUGGUUCAUACACAGUCACUGGUGAAGAUUUUUCUCAAUUUAAUAAAUAGUGUGACAAAAGGGUCUAAAAAGGGUGGAUAAAGGCCGAUGAAAGGAAGGAAAAAGGCAGCGAAACGGAAAUCGUUGCCAGCUUUUUGGAAACCUUUGCAUCCAUAACGGACGCUCAAAGAGCCCGUAAAGGGUCCUCCUGAAUCUGCUUAUGAGAGAGUUUUUAUUAGGCUCAACUUUUUCGAAAAAUAAAAAAUUUAAAAAUAGCCAACCAUUGCUUUUGAUAAUGUUUCUCGGCUUUUUUCCGGUUCUUAUAGUCCAAUUUUCUAAAUGAUUUUUUUCCGAAUUCCUAUCGCAUUUUUAUUAUUUCAGAUCCCGACGGGAAGCCGAGCCGGCCACACCUCAAGCGGAAAAAGAAGAUCAACGGCGAAGAUGAGACGCCGAAAUUGGCCGCCACUUUUGCCCUGCCGCCAAUGGAAAGUCUCCAGAAUGGGUUUUUCAGAAAAGGGGAAAAAAGUAUGGAACUAGACUUUUCAUAGAAAAAAGAUGGUGGUCCAGCCGAUUUUCCUGAUCGUUCCGGCGCCGGACGUCGCCUCCGUCGUGGAGAGCAUUGCCGAGUGGGUGUGAAUUUGAAAGGAAAAUUCAGAACGGAUACCCUUUUUUUCUCGAUUAUCGCUUCCAGAGCUCUUUGAGAGCUUUAGGAACUUGUUUUAGGAGUAAAAUCCGAUGAAAUUUAUUUCAAAAAAAAAAAUUUUUUUUUGAUCAGGACUAUGGUCAUAACGGUAGCUAGUCCGAUUUUUCUAUAUUUUUUUAAUUUUCAUUAUUUUCUUUUUAAUUUUUAUUUUUUUGUAGUUCUGGUUUUUGGUUAUAAGAACAGGUCUCUUUAAAAAAAUCUGCCUGUUGUUUUUUUUUCUUUAGUUAGAACUUAAGUUCGAGUUUUUGAUAACCUUUGUUGGUUUUGAAGUUUUUGAUGGAGUUAGGUUCCUGGCUGUAACUUAUUAGGUAAACAAGCUAAUGAACUGGUUUUUGCCUUUUAUUGAACUGGGCCCGUCGGAAACAACUGUGGAAAGUUUGACAAUAAUUGAACAACUUAUAAAAAAAGUUAUGACGAAAAAAAGGGAAAUUAUAUGUCCUAUUGCACGGUAGUGUGUAUUUUUUGUUUGUAGUUUUGAUUUUUAGUUAAAAGAACAGUUUUUCAAGAUGUGUCCUUUUUUCAGUUAGAACUGAAGUUCGAGUUUUUGAAAAUACUUGUUGGUUUUGAAGUUUUUGUUGAAGUUAGGUUUCUGGCUGUAACUUUCUUGGAAAAUGAGCUAAUGAACUGAUUUUUUGGUAUUGAAAAAAAUGGACCUGUGGGAAACAACUGUAGAAAAUUUAACGAUAAUUGAACAAUUCAUGAAAAAGUUAUGACGAAUAAAGUGAAAUUGUAUGUCCUACUGCACGGUAGUAUGUGUUUUUUGUUUGUAGUUUUGAUUUUUGGUUAGAAGAACAGUUUUUCAAGAUGUCCCUUUUUUUUUUUAGUAAGAACUGAAGUUCGAGUUUUUGAUAACUUCUUUUGGUUUUGAUCAUUUUCCUAGAAAGUUCUGGCUGUAACUUUCUAGGAAAAUGAGCUAAGGAACUGAUUUUUUGGCCUUAUUAAACUGGGCCCUUAGGAAACAGCUGUGGGAAGUUUGACAUGAAUUGAACAACUCAUGAAAAAGUUAUGACGAAUAAAGUGAAAUUGUAUGUCCUACUGCACAUUUUUGUUUGUAGUUUUUAUUUUUGAAUGAAAAAAGUCUGAUUUUCGGGUAGAAGAACAGUUUCCUGAGAAAAGAUCUAUGCCUCUUCGAAAUGUGCCUUUUUUUAAAUUUAAAACUGGAGUUCAAGUUUUUUACCAGUUUAUAUUUUCAUUAAUGAAAUCACUAGUAAAUUCAAAAAUUUAGGUCUCUGGGUAACAAAAACGAAGUGGCCAUCCGAACUUGUGCUGCUGGAACGAUGGUUACUAGAAUCUCUUCUACCGAUUCUCCAAGAUUGGACAACAACUCGCCGAAUCUCAAUAAUUUGAGAAGCCUUCUGGAUGGGGUUUAUUAUUUUCUAGAGUGUACUAAAUUUUGUGUUCUCAUUGCCUAGAAUUGAACAAAAAGGACAAUUUGAAAAACAUUUUCGAGAAAGUUUUGAUUUUCGGUUGGAGAGAACGUCGAGUUAUGAUUUUUUUAAACUUUAGAAGGAUCAUUUGACAAAAACUGAAAAAUCGGUUUUUCGGUCUCAGGUCUCAUUAAAUCAAAUUUAUGGGGGGCUAAGCCUAAGCCUAAGCCUAUGUUUUAUUCUAGAAUUCCCCCAGAGUUCUAAGACGAUUAUAAAAAGCCUAGGCAAUCUUCGAGAAUCGCCCCUACCUAACUUUGGAACAAGCAUUGCAAGCCUUGUCCAGAUCAGACACAUCCACAUUUCAGAGUCGCCCCCCCACCAUUCCAGAACAAACAAAAGAUGAAAUUUGAUGGGGAACUCGUUUGGACGGGGCUGUGUGGGGCUGAUUUUUUUGAACUUUAUGAAAAAAAUUUUUUUCUUUGCAAAAAUAUUGGGGUUUUUGAGGUCUUUAUAUCAUUCUACAUGGAAGUUGACACGUGUGAAACUUAGAACAGUUUAUUUUUCUAAAUUUUGUACACUUUUGAAUUUUAAUUCGAUUCAGCUGUUCUUUUUUUUCCGGUGGAACAAAACGACCUUCAUCGAAGUGAGCCCUAUUCCUACAACCACCCGUCCACUUCGACAAUUUGCGAGAACGGCCAAGUCAUGCAAAACCAAAAUGACCAGCAAUCAAAUUACUAUUAUCCUGAGGUAAACGGUCGUAUUUUAAAGACGUCCGGAAAUUUUCAUAUUUCUAGAACGCGCGAGAAGAGAGAGGCACAGCAAUGGAUCAAAUUCUGGGUUUUCCUGAAGAUUUUUAUUUUAAGAAUUAUAUUUUUCAGAUGACUGUAACAUGUACUGUACCUACGAUCAGUACGAUAUGAAUUCGGUGGGCGAUAUGAAGUUUAUAAAAAUUCAGUAUUAUUGAUUGAAAGUAUCGAUUUUUAGACCUAAUAUCCGACCGACAACGGCUGAUUUUGGCAAUAAUUACGUUUCUGAGGGUCCUCAGACCAGGAAUUUCGGGACUACGAUGUUUGAUUGGUAUGUGUGCUCCAUGGGGAAGGAUUACGGUAGUGAAAAUUAA
Caenorhabditis auriculariae is the source of this 3724-nucleotide messenger RNA. The record is from the annotation of a GenBank genome assembly. NCBI's taxonomy places the organism in Eukaryota, Metazoa, Nematoda, Chromadorea, Rhabditida, Rhabditidae.